Molecule: messenger RNA, 2303 nt
Organism: Punica granatum (pomegranate)
Lineage: Eukaryota; Viridiplantae; Streptophyta; Magnoliopsida; Myrtales; Lythraceae
Source: RefSeq, a predicted model, not a curated record
GCAGUAGCGGUAGCAGCAGUUGCCAACAAGCGAAGCAGCAGCAGCAACAACUUCCAACACAGCUGCAGGCUCAUCAGAUGUCACAACUGCAUCCGAUGAAUGAGAUGAAAAUAAGACCCGGCAUGGGCGUUAAACCGGGAGUCUUUCAGCAGCACCAUUCAGUAACAGGGCAACGGCCAGCUUAUCCUUGCCAACAGCUGAAACUGGGAUCUUCAUUUCCCAUCUUCUCCCCUCAGCUUCUGCAGGCUGUGUCCCCUCAGAUUCCACAGCAUUCUUCCCCACAGAUCGAUCAGCAGGAUCUGCUAACAUCUGUUACUAAAACUGGGACUCCUUUACAGUCUGCAAGUUCGCCUUUUGUAGUCCCAUCUCCUUCGACUCCUCUGGCUCCAUCCCCUAUGCGCGCUGAUUCAGAGAACUAGAAGCCUGCUUCUGGUAUAUCUUCUUGUAAAGAUUGAAUCUGAUGCAGGCGUGCAAUCUUGUGGAGGCGAACCAUGUCCUUAAGGAAGAGAUCAGGGAAAUAAACCAACAGCUUAUAGACAUAAUCGUCGAUAUUAGUGAUGAGGACGUCGAUCCAACUGCUGCAGCUGCUGUGGCAGAAGGGGGUGAGGGAGUUGUGGUUAGAUGCUCUUUCAAUGCUGUGUCUCUCAGCCCGGGCUUGAAGUCAUAGUACGGUCUGCACAACUGUCACCGAUUCAACCCUUGCGGCUGCUUGUUCCGUCAAAUUACCUGAACUGCUCUCCAGUACUCCUUGACAAGUUUCCUGUUGAAGUAAGGACUUGGGGGGAAAAAUGUUAUUUUUACAGCAAAGAGUAUGAAGAUCUCUCAGCGAAGGCAAAGUCCAGGUUUAGCAUCUCCCUCCGCAGGCUCUCACAGCUCAUGUCCCUCAAGGACAUAGCAAGGACAUGGGACAAUUGUUCCCGAGCUGUCAUUCUCGAGUAUGCAGAGCAGAGCGGUGGAGGCAGCUUCAGCUCCAAGUACGGGACGUGGGAGAAUAUCCAAACUGCCACCUAAUUAUCCUCCUUCAUCUUGCAAAGGGAGCAUUCCCGCGGGGUGUGCACCAGAAUGUUGAAAAUUGCUCAUGUUGUGAGCCUGGUGGGCGUGGGGUUUUCCGGAUGGAUUCUUUUUCGUGUGAGGAGGUAUAGAAAGUCUUGUAGAUGUAUAUCUUGAACAGUAUUAAGGUAUGAAAUCCGGCUACAUUUUCCCGGCUCUGUGUACUUUUGGUUGGCCUUUAUUGUACAUUCAUUGGGGGACAGUUUUCUGCUUCUAUUUAUGCUUUAUAUUAAACAUAGAUGAUUUGCCCAUCCUCGACCACUUCCAUAGGCUCUUCUUGUCGAGGAAUUUGACCUGGUCCUGAGACCAAGGUUUGCCAUAAGGACAGCCACCGUGGGUUGAGGAACUCCCAGCCUCACCGGCGCUGCUGGUGCACUCUCCCCAAGAGCAGUGAACUGCCGCGAAGGUCAGCAUUUACACCCAUAACUCGCAGUUGGGCAACAUCUUCAGGCGGAAGGCUUGAAGGUACGCCAUAUAAUCGGACAGGGUCUUGCUGAUUGUAAGACAUGGGUGGUUGCUCUUUCUGAGACUGGACAUGCAGUAGAAGCAAAGGUUUGGCGAGGUUCCAGGCAAAGAGACUACGGUCGAAAUCCGCUCCUCCGGUGAAACAUUGCCUCAACCGGGCUCUCGUCCUUGAGCUGCUCGAAUAUGAACCUGUGAGUUAACAUCUGCAGAACUUGUAGACGAUGAAGUAUACGACCGGUGUGCUUAUGGAGAUAGCAAGUAGCUCAGACGGAGAAUGAUUCAUCGCUUAGUUUAGAUGAUGGUCGCCUUUGUGUACAGCACGAUGAACCCAAGCUCAACCUCCGCCGGCUCAAAGACUGAGUUCUUAAACACCAUGAUCUCGUGGAGGCGCUUUCAAGGUUGAUCUCCUUACCUCAGGCCGCUCCACCCUCAAGAAGUUCUUCUCGUCAAAUAUUCCAUUUAGCUUCGUGGAUUCGGGAAUUCAUAUCCCGUCUCCGUAAUUGAUCGUCCCGAGGAUGAGCAUGAGGAGGGACAGCAGCUGAAGUGCUCACCGCUCCUAGUCCCUGACGAGGAUGUGCAUGGAGGCUAGAUCUGCUAAAUGUUCCUGAGCUACACGUCUCCAACAGGGUCACUCGGCUCGCAACUGAAGUAAUGAAGGGAUAAAAAUUAUGUUUCUGUUUUCCUAAUGUUGCAGCAAUUACUCACUAAUUAUGUUUGAAUAGACUAAGCUUGUCGUUGGUGAAUGUUAAUUAUUUUCUGUUCAAUGGAUGAGAAGAAAGAAUUUAUAG